AUGAGCUCACCGCUGUUGAUUGAUGAUGAGGCUGAAUCUAGCGGAGGACGCGCCCCAAACCUGUCCUUUUGCUCACCCGUCUGGAUCGAAGAGUUGGGCUUCACAACACUUUAUGAGCCUGAAAUUAGCGAUGUGGCAGCCGAUCUCGUUUUUGUUCAUGGUCUGCAAGGCCAUCCCCGCAAGACAUGGAAAUUCUCAGGCAGCACAAGAGAAAAGGUGCUUAGCACUAACAGCAACGAGAAAAAAGGCGGAAUCUUUGGACUGAGAAAGAGUGGUCCUCAAUGGUCUGAGAAAACGGUCAAGAAGUCUCUUUAUUGGCCGACAGACCUGCUACCAAAUGAUGUGCAAAACAUCCGUAUCCUCACGUAUGGCUACGAUUCUCAUGUUACAAGGUUCUUUCAAGGUGCUGCAAACCAAACCAAUAUCUCCGAUCAUGGACGCUCGUUUCUCAACGAUUUAAGCUCCCAGCGGCGAACUUGCCGCAAGCGACCUAUCAUCUUCCUGGCUCACAGCCUAGGCGGCCUUAUUGUCAAAGAAGCCUUACGCCGAGCCCGAGAAGAGAAGUAUCAUUCGCAUCUUCAAGACGUUUAUAACUCAUCGAACGCUAUUAUCUUCUUUGGAACGCCUCACUCUGGUUCUCCGGAUGCUGCAUGGGGAGAAAUUUUGCGACGUAUUGCAGCGAUCGCUCAAUUUGACACAGCAAGACCAAUAAUAGCUGACCUGGAUCCACGGUCGGGAAGCUCCAAGCUGGACGAACUGACCGAGUCAUUUAGCAUUAUUUGCGAGGAGAGAAGCCUGAAGAUUUACUCCUUCCAGGAGUCAAGGGGCAAGACAGGCACGAAAUUGCUUCAAAACCUUGUAGUACCCAAAGAGUCUUCAGCCAUAGGCGACCCGAAGCAUGAGAUCAGGGAUGUAAUCAAUGCAAAUCAUAUGAACAUGUGCAAGUUUAGCGGGGAGAACGACGGUGGAUAUAAGAAAGUAAUAUCGGCGUUGCAUUUGAUCCUGGAUGCUUUGAAGGAUGGGAGUCAUGGAGGAACUGCAGACCCUAGCGAGCGGGUCGAACGCUGGAGCUCUGCUGUUCUUGACUCCCUUAGUUAUGAAAAUAUGGACACCAGAAAAGCGCAGCUGGUACCUGCAAAUGACGAAUCUCUGGAUUGGAUCUGGUCAACCUCUCCUGGUCGAUCAGGAAUGGUAGAUUGGUUGUCUCAAGGAGAUGAGAUUUUUUGGAUCUCCGGAAAGCCCGGGAGUGGGAAGUCGACGCUUAUGAAAUACCUCAGCAGACAUUAUAAGACCCGGGACUAUUUGGGUCAGCGAAAUACACAGAAAUGGAUAAUUGCUGACUUCUUCUUUGACUUUCGAGCUGGAACCGGAACAGCUAACAACCUCGAUGGUAUGAUGAGAUCGCUACUUGCACAAAUGAUCGGGCAGAUCCCAGACUUGGCAUCAUACGUGCCGUUCGACGGAAACACAGAUCUUGCCAUCCGAAGACCGCAGUCUAUGGACGUUGGGAGAAUGCAAGAGGUUCUCUCCUCCGCAUGUAGGGCUCUGUCGCCCAACGUUUGCGCCUUCAUUGAUGGACUCGAUGAGUAUCAGGGAAACGUGCUGGAUCUACUGUCGCUCCUGAAAGCUAUGACCGAAGAUUUCAAGUUCAAAGUAUGCUUAGCAAGUCGCCCUGAGCCCGCCAUCCAGCAACUUCUAGAGAAAUUUGAAGGCAUGAAAAUGCACGAGCACAAUGCCAGGAGCAUCGAAUUAUAUGUCACAAACAGGAUCAGGUUGGUACAAGCAGAUCAAAACGACCAGUUGGUCAACGACCUGGCCCGAACCAUAGUGGAGUCCGCUGAAGGUGUUAUUCUAUGGGCUAGACUGGCCGUGGAUGACCUGCUGAUGGGAUACAUUGAAGGGGAACUUAGAGCCGAACUUCACCGUCGACUAUUGAAUCUUCCAAAAGCGUUAGAAGACCUGUAUCAACGAAUAAUCGAUCAUAUUGAACCACGACAUAGAACUGAUGCGUCCGUCAUUCUCCAACUUGUUAGCGGAGCAACCCGUCCUCCCAAAUUGGACGAGCUCCAGUCCGCGCUGGCUAUCGUAUCAAGCAAAACAGGUCUCAAUCUUGCCUGGAGGGAACCCUAUGGAUGUGAUCUGGUAGCCCGGAGGAUACAUGCUCGAGUCCGCGGCCUUGUCGACAUGGUCCCUCUCCCUGACGGUACAGGUAUCAGCGUACGCCCUAUUCACCAGACGCUGCGGACGUUUUUGGGACGCACAAAGUGGCUAGAGGGCGCAGAAAGUGAAACUUUCAAAGCAAUUUACCCUGACAACUUUUGGCUACGAGUGUGCAGCCAAUCUCUUGCUUCACCCAUCUCAAAAGACUCCCUUAGCAAACUAAGACAGGCACGUCCUUUAAUAGAUCCCGACGUGCCUGUCCUGUCAAAAGCUUACAUACCUGACUGUAACUGGUGUCAUCAGGCUUUUGUGGUGGGGGAACGGCCAGUCAUUCGGUAUGCUGCAGAAAACGUAUUUAAGCAUGCGGUAGAAUGCGAAGCGACGGACAAAUCUUCAUAUCACAUUCUUUCUGCUGCAUUGUGCUGUCCAUUGAUAUUGCUUCACUUUGAUCGAGGUUGGAGUAGGUGCUCCUGCGUGAAUAUGUGGAACCCAGCAGGUUCUGAAUCGCAUUCGACAUCGUUGCUUUGGGGAGUUCUCCACAACUUAUACCUAUAUUGCGGCGAUGCAAUUCAAAAUGGUGAAAGUUUUGGAAUUGACGGUGGGCAGGCUUUGUUGGCUGCUAUUUCAAAUCUUUCCACCAACCCUUACUCAGAGCAAACAGCGAAGUUGUUGUCGCUGGUAUUGGACGAGGGCGUUCGAAUAACUGAUUAUCACAUUUUUCAGGCUAUAAGAAGUCUUCUCCCCCCGCGCUUUCUUCAACAAAUGCUCCAAAGAAAAGAUUACACACCUGGCACAGGUUUGCGGGUGGGUUCUCUGGGAGAAGAACGCAAUGUAGGUCUCCUAUGGGCAUGGGCAAGGGCAAAUUCUUCACAUGACCCUGAGCGUUAUGCGACACUGCUAGAUUUCAUAAUUACUUUCGGAGAAGACAUUAACGACUUUUGUUCUAGCAAUGGCACCGUGCUCCAUGCCGUUGUUGGGUUAUUCCACCUCGACGAAGAUUUGUGUGCUCAAAAAGUACAAAUGCUCAUAGCUCGAGGCAUCGAUAUAGACAUCAAAGGCCCCUAUGGGACCGCGUCGGAAUAUGCUUACCAGCAAUGGCGGAAGGAAUGGCGGAAGGAAUGGCGGAAGGAAUGGCGGAAGGACUGGCGGAAGGACUGGCGGAAGGAAAGGCACACAAGUCGAAUCCAGGGUUUGCUUCUAUCAUCUGAAGCUGCCAUUAAGAAGCCACAGCACGUGGUACGAGGCCAAAGAGUCAUAAAGACAGUAGCAGAGAUGGUCGAACUGGAAGGUUCACAGCCUUGA
Molecule: messenger RNA, 3462 nt
Organism: Endocarpon pusillum Z07020
Lineage: Eukaryota; Fungi; Ascomycota; Eurotiomycetes; Verrucariales; Verrucariaceae
Exons: 3
Coding region: 1-3462 (1153 amino acids)
Source: RefSeq, a predicted model, not a curated record